AUGAUCUCAUCACUCAUCACCCAUAUUAUUAACCCCCUGGCCUUCAUUGUGCCCGUCCUCCUAGCUGUUGCCUUCCUAACCCUCCUCGAACGGAAAGUUCUGGGCUACAUACAACUACGAAAAGGCCCAAACAUUGUAGGCCCGUACGGCCUUCUUCAACCCAUCGCCGAUGGUGUUAAACUAUUUAUUAAAGAACCAGUCCGCCCCUCAACCUCCUCCCCAAUUCUUUUUAUCUUAACACCUAUAUUAGCCCUAACUUUAGCCCUCACAUUAUGAGCCCCUAUACCUCUGCCUCAUCCCGUAACAGACCUUAACCUAGGCAUCCUAUUUAUUUUAGCCUUGUCUAGCCUCGCUGUAUACUCGAUUCUAGGCUCAGGAUGAGCAUCAAAUUCUAAAUACGCCCUCAUUGGAGCCCUACGGGCCGUGGCCCAAACUAUUUCAUAUGAGGUUAGCCUUGGACUAAUCCUCUUAAAUGCCAUUAUUUUCACAGGAGGCUUCACUCUUCAAACCUUUAACGUAGCCCAAGAAAGCAUCUGAUUAAUUAUACCAGCCUGGCCCCUAGCUGCCAUAUGAUACAUUUCAACCCUGGCCGAAACUAACCGCGCUCCUUUCGAUUUGACGGAAGGCGAAUCCGAACUAGUUUCAGGCUUUAAUGUAGAGUAUGCAGGAGGGCCCUUUGCCCUUUUUUUCCUGGCAGAAUAUGCCAACAUUUUACUCAUAAAUACACUUUCUGCGACACUCUUCCUAGGGGCCUCCCACAUUCCCGCAAUUCCAGAAUUAACUACCAUUAACCUCAUAACUAAAGCCGCCCUCCUCUCAGUCGUCUUCCUGUGAAUCCGGGCAUCCUACCCCCGAUUUCGUUAUGACCAGCUCAUGCAUUUAAUUUGAAAAAAUUUUUUGCCCCUUACACUAGCCCUAGUCAUUUGACACUUGGCCCUCCCUAUUGCAUUUGCAGGUCUACCCCCUAUGCUUUAA
Molecule: messenger RNA, 975 nt
Organism: Micropterus dolomieu (smallmouth bass)
Lineage: Eukaryota; Metazoa; Chordata; Actinopteri; Centrarchiformes; Centrarchidae
Source: the annotation of a RefSeq genome assembly